Messenger RNA from Sinocyclocheilus anshuiensis, 6659 nucleotides. Its product is annotated as afadin-like. The transcript has 36 exons. The coding region runs from base 221 to 5503 and encodes 1760 amino acids. Gene Ontology annotation, molecular function: cell adhesion molecule binding. Lineage: Eukaryota; Metazoa; Chordata; Actinopteri; Cypriniformes; Cyprinidae. Gene Ontology annotation, biological process: signal transduction; regulation of protein localization. Gene Ontology annotation, cellular component: adherens junction. The record is from RefSeq and is a predicted model, not a curated record.
AACAGUACAAGCGGUCGACGAUAGAGUUGAGGUGCGUUAACCGGCGACUGCGGGAAAGAGCGACGCUCACCACAGAAACCGCGUUUCAAAGCCCAGUUUCUGGGUGUAACAGAUUUACUUUUAUUUCAGGUCGUCGGAUAAGAAAGCCCGUUUGAGUGGAUAAAACCGAACCAGCGAGGAGAAAGGCGGAUUGUUUCUAGAUUUUAGUCGGGAUUUGAGAAUGUCGGGGAGCCGAGAGGAGGAGCGGCGGAAACUCGCCGACAUCAUCAACCACUGGAACGCCAACCGGCUCGACCUGUUCGAGAUCAGCCAACCGACCGAGGACUUGGAGUUCCAUGGCGUGAUGCGUUUUUACUUCCAGGAUCGAGUGGCGGGGAACUUUGCCACAAAGUGUAUCCGAGUGUCCAGCACGGCGACCACGCAGGAUGUGAUCGAGACGCUGGCGGAAAAGUUCAGACCGGAUAUGAGGAUGCUGUCUUCUCCCAAAUACUCCCUCUAUGAGGUCCACGUCAGUGGCGAAGAGAGGAAACUGGACUUGGACGAGAAACCACUGGUCGUACAGCUGAACUGGAACAAAGAUGACAGAGAGGGCCGCUUCGUACUCAAGAACGAGAACGACAUCAUGCCCAAGAGAACACUGACAAAUGGCCCUGAGAAAGAGAAGGAGGGGGUGAUCCAGAACUUCAAAAGAACACUGUCCAAGAAGGAGAAGAAGAAAGAGAAGAAGAGGGAGAAGGAGGCCUUUUCCAGAAUUCCAGAUGGAGACGAUCACACACUGAACCGCGAGGAUGGAGAGAACUCCAGAUUGGCUGCUGAGGUAUAUAAAGACAUGCCAGAGACCAGUUUCACAAGGACCAUUUCUAACCCCGAGGUGGUGAUGAAGAGGAGACGACAGCAGAAGCUGGAGAAGAGGAUGCAAGAAUUCCGCAGCGGAGACGGUCGACCGGAUUCAGGAGGGACUCUGAGGAUCUACGCCGAUAGUCUGAAGCCAAACAUUCCCUACAAGACCAUCCUGCUCUCAACUACUGAUAUGGCUGACUUUGCUGUGGCCGAGGCUCUGGAGAAAUACGGGCUGGAGAAGGAAAAUCCCAGAGAUUACUGCAUCGCCCAGGUGAUUCAUGCAAAUGAUAAACCAGUGAAGGAGACCAUACUAGACGACACAGAUUGCCCUCUGCAGAUCCUCAGAGACUGGACAAGCGAUAAAGAGGCCUUAGUGUUCCAACUGAAAAAGCGUCCUCCAGACUACGCUCCAAGGAAAGGACGUAAACCCGACAACAGGAUGGGGCCGCCUCACGGAUCCAUUCCUCCCGAGAAACUGCCCUACCUGGUUGAACUGAGCCCAGGGCGAGGGAGUCAUUAUGCCUACUACUACCGUCAUCAUGAAGAUGGGUCAGACUCCAGGGAUAAACCCAAACUUUACCGACUACAGCACAGCCUCACUGAGGUCGGAUCUGACCGAAGUGAAGAUGGAAGCAUUCAACUGUUUGGGCCUGGGAUUCUGCCUCACCACUGUGACCUGAUGCAUGCGGACGGGCUUGUGACCGUGACCCCUGUCAGUUUGGACGCUGAGACGUUCGUGGAUGGACAGCGGAUCUCUGACACUACGGUUCUGCGCAGCGGCGUGACGGUCCAGUUCGGAGCCAUUCACGUCUUCAAAUUCGUAGACCCCAGCUAUGACCACAGCAUGUCCAAGAGAGACCCAGGGCCCAUGAUGAAGGGCAGACACAAAUCAGGAAGUGUCCCAGAGACGACCUUUGACCUUCACGGGGACGUUCAUAGUGGCUCCGCUCUCCCUACAAGCAAGAGCUUAGGGAAGCUGGAGAUGGAGCGCUCAGGAAACAGUGAAAGAGGCCUGGUGAAACCCAUGAUUAGAGGAGAACAGCAGGACUUUAACAAACAUGACGGAAGGUCCCAGGAUGGCCCAGAACUCACUCUGCCGGCCAACAUCGAGUUCAGGGAAAACUCCGAGGAUGCCUUCCUGUCUGCCAUCAUUAACUACACCAACAGCUCAACGGUGCAUUUCAAGCUGUCUCCCACCUAUGUGCUGUACAUGACCUGCCGCUACGUCAUGUCCAGCCAAUACCGGCCCGACAUCAGCCCCUCUGAGCGAACACACAAGGUCAUCGCCAUUGUCAACAAGAUGGUGAGCAUGAUGGAAGGAGUUAUCCAGGAGAUUGCUGAAGGUGAUCAGAAACAGAAGAACAUCGCCGGGGCUCUGGCCUUCUGGAUGGCUAACGCCUCAGAGCUGCUGAACUUCGUCAAACAGGACAAGGAUCUGAGUCGCAUCACGCUAGAUGCACAGGAUGUCCUCGCUCACCUGGUUCAGAUGGCUUUUAAAUACCUGGUGCACUGCUUGCAGUCGGAUCUGAAUAACUACAUGCCAGCUUUCCUGGAAGAUCCCGAUGAACAGAACCCACAGAGGCCCAAGAUAGAGGACGUUCUGCACACGCUAACGGGCGCCAUGUCUCUUCUGCGGCGGUGCCGUGUCAAUGCGGCCCUCACCAUUCAGCUUUUUUCGCAGCUCUUCCAUUUCAUCAACAUGUGGCUCUUUAACAAGCUGGUGACGGAGGCUGACUCAGGCCUGUGCUCGCACUACUGGGGCGCCAUCCUGCGACAGCAGCUCAGCCACAUCGAGGCGUGGGCUGAGAAACAGGGUUUGGAGCUGGCCGCAGACUGCCACCUCAGUCGCAUAGUCCAGGCAACGACCCUCCUCACCAUGGACAAAUACUCCAUGCAAGAUGUGCAGAACAUCAACAACACCUGCUUCAAGCUCAACUCUCUGCAGCUCAACGCUCUGCUGAGCAACUACCACUGCGCUCCUGAUGAACCCUACAUUCCUCCUGAGCUGAUUGAUCACGUGGUGGCUGUGGCCGAGAACACGGCGGACGAACUGGCCCGAAGCGAUGGGCGGGAAGUACAGCUUGAAGAGGACCCUGACCUCCAGCUGCCUUUCCUACUGCCCGAGGAUGGCUACUCAUGCGACGUGGUGCGGAACAUUCCCAACGGAUUCCAAGAGUUCCUAGAGCCACUUUGCCAGAGAGGUUUUUGUCGAUUGACACCUCAUCCACGCUCUCCAGGAACUUGGACCAUCUAUUUUGAAGGAGCUGAUUGCGACAGUCACUUCUCAGCUGACACGUCGGAACUGCCAAUGCAGAAGGAACCGGAAAUUGCGACAGUGACUUUGAAGAAACACAAUGGGAUGGGCCUCAGUAUUGUGGCGGCCAAGGGUGCUGGACAGGACAAACUUGGUAUUUACAUCAAGUCUGUUGUCAAAGGAGGUGCGGCAGACAUAGAUGGGCGUCUGGCUGCCGGAGACCAGUUGCUCAGCGUGGAUGGAAGAAGUCUGGUUGGCCUCUCGCAGGAGAGGGCAGCAGAAUUGAUGACACGAACCGGCUCUGUUGUAACGCUCGAGGUGGCCAAACAGGGAGCCAUUUACCACGGCCUGGCCACGCUCCUCAACCAGCCGUCCCCCAUGAUGACCCGCGCAUCAGACCGUGGACGUGGAGACAAGGGAAAGAUGAGACCAAAGAGCGAGGGCUUUGAGCUCUACAACAACUCUGUCCAGAACGGCUCGCCUGAGAGCCCCCAGGGCACGUGGGACACCUAUCCUGAACCAAAGAAGGAGGACAGGUUGUUGAAGAACCGUGCAGACCACCGAUCAAGCCCAAAUGUGGCUAACCAGGCCCAGAGUCCAGGCGGGAAGCCUGUUUACCCAGGAGCCCCAGGAAAGAUCACUUCGGUCUCGACGGGUAACCUCUGCCCUGAUGAGGAGCCCUCUCCUCCCCAUCCAGAGGCGUAUCCCAUCCCCACUCAGACAUACCCAAGGGAAUACUUCACCUUCCCAGCCUCCAAAUCUCAGGAUAGGAUGGGCCCUGGCCAGCCCUGGCAAAACAAUGAACCGGAGCCUCUCCCACUUAUGGAUAACCACUCGAACAACAGCAUGGCUAAUCAGCGGGUGGCGCGCUCUCAGGAGGAGCUGUGCGAGAUGCCGGGCGGGUACCCAGGUGAACGCCUGCACCAGGAAGACCUGUUGCACCUGCAGCAGCAGCAGCAGCGUGAUGCCGAGUACCAACGAGGCAGUGGGGAGCACUGGAACCACCAGAUGUCCUCCUCGGUGGAGUCCAGCACCUCCAGCCAAGAGCACCUCAACUACUCGUCGUCUUCCGGCUCCAGGAUCCAAGGCAACCACAAGAGCGGCCCUGGCCGCUGGAAGACCCCGAUAGCACCCCACUCCGGCCUUCCGCUUCCUCCACCGCCCUCUAUUACACAGCAACAGGCAGCAGCCGCUGCAGCCACGGUUGAACGCAAGAAACGCGAGGAGCAACAGCGCUGGUAUGAGAAGGAAAAAGCCCGGCUUGAAGAGGAGCGAGAGAGGAAGAGAAGAGACCAGGAGAGGAAGCUGGUGCAGAUUCGCAACCCUCCCGGCCCAGUCAUGCACAACAACCAGCACGGCCCAUUGCCACCCGCCCCUCAGCACCAACAGAUGCCACAUCCACAGCCCCCCAUGCAGGUGCCCCAACCGUACCUUCCCCCAGUCCAGCUGCCCCAACUGCCACAACUCGCCCGACCAGACAAGCUAUCCAGCCUUCCCCGCCAGCCGCCACAGGACACAGUAAUUCGUGACCUCUUGCCCCAGCAGCAGCCACGCACCAUCGAAAGACGUGACCUGCAAUACCUCACCAUCAGCAAAGAGGAGCUGUCCGCCAGCGACAGCCUAUCGCCCGACCCCUGGAAGAGGGAUGCCCGAGAGAAACUGGAGAAGCAGCAGCAGCUUCACAUCGUGGACCUUCUAGACAAGGAGAUCCAGGAGCUUCAGGCCAAACCUGAACGCACGGCUGAGGAGAACGACCGUCUGCGCAAACUCAUGCUGGAGUGGCAGUUCCAGAAGAGACUGCAGGAGUCCAAGCAGAACGAGGAGGAUGAGGAGGAGGAGGAUGACGAAGAUGUAGACACCACGCUAAUUAUGCAGAGACUGGAGGCUGAGAAGAGAGCACGGCAGACUGCUGUUCCAGCAAUCUCUGUACUAGACUUGCUGCAGGACGAGGAGCGACGACGGAAACAGCAGUUGGAGGAAAUCCGUAAGCGUGAGGCAGAAGAGCGAGCCAAACAGGAGGAGGAGAGACGCUGGAGAGAGGAGGAGAGAGCCAGACGAGAGACCGAGGAGAAGAGGAGACAGGAGGAAGAGUACUACACCCGCCUGGAGGCAGAGCGGCGCCGGCAGCACGAGGAAGCCGAGCGCAAGCUGCUGACGCCAGACGAGCCUGGAUUUAAUUCAUACACUGGAAACACAACAGGACUAGGAUCAGGAGAGAUUUACAAAGACCCGCGAGAGAAGUGGACAAAAGGCGGCCCCGAUCAGGAGAACUCAGUAGGAGGAGCUCCAGAAAGCCUGACAUUUAAGGAGCGCCAGAGGCUCUUCUCACAGGGAAAGGAAGUGUCGAAUAAAGUGAAAGCAUCCCGGAAGCUCAUGGAACUGGAGAACGAACUGAACAUAAAGCAGUAGCGAAGAGCCCUAGCAGGACUAAUUACAAAUAUGUGACCCAUCCCUGGAGAAAAAAAACACAAAACACAUCCAGCUACGGCUUCCCAGUCAUUUCCAAAUGUUCUUUUUGGGUUUCAUUGAAUAACUGGACGAUUAAGUAUCAUUUCGCUGCAAUAAGAGAUGAUAUUCCGUAAAUUCCCUUGAAAGAUAUAUUAUAAUAAAGCACUGUACAUUGUUUUAAUUAUAUUAAUAAGAAAACUGAAAUUACAUGAAGGGGGUAUAUUUUUGUUUGUGAAAUGUUACUUUUUUUUUCUUUUUUUUUAUAGGCAGUAAUGUGGGAUAUUUUAUGGUGUUAUUUUAUUCUCUUUCUACAUCUUUCCACUAUUUUUUUUUCUUUUGAAAGUAAGUGCUGAUAUAAUAGACCAAUGUAAACCGCUCUCAGUACAGAAUAGGGGUCCGCUUUGGUCCCCGAAUAUUAUCGGAACAGCUCAACAGUAGCGCGUGAACAAAACUUAUAUAGGAGGCUCGUGUUUUUUGUUUAUUAUUUUAUUUUUCCAGCUGGUUCUUCCGCGUUCGUACACAGGCACCUUUCCGCCAAUCUCGUGUCUGCAUUAAAAUGAUUUUGCUCGGAAAACGAGCAACCUUGUUAGCACCAUUUGUGAAUUUCCUUUGAGUGUAGUCAUUUUUCUUGAUUAUUUUAAUGCACCGUCUGCAAGUCUGUCAUUCCGUAAGAGCGCUGAGGUUUACCACUUUUAUAAAAUGUUUAGGAGUUUUUGUGUUUAAAUGCACCGGGCGAUGUGACGCAGUAGCUAGCUGAUGUUGGCGAAGCAAAGUUUGAUGGUAGUAUAAUGUUAAUAAAAAGAGACGAUUUGAAUAAAGAGGUUUUGUGCAAAUGAGAUGCAGGAGACUUUUGAUUAGCAGAUAUUUAUUUGAACCUUAUUGACAUAGUGACAGAUUUGUUCGUUUUUACAAGUCUGGAUAGAAUCUGCAGGUUCAUUUUGAUGGAUGAGCGACAAACGUGAGAUUUAAACACAGUAGGCCACUAUCCGCUGUUUGGUUGUGCAUUAAACGGCUUCCCUCGGCCCACAGUAUUGCAGAUGUUUAUAUAAAUGGAGGAUCCGGUCGUGUCUCUUCAGUUUGAAGCACCUGCAUCUUUUCAUUUAUAGUCUAGACCUGU